AAACAAUACACACAAAAAUUUUCAAGGAAAAAUAAUAAAUUGCGUGCGACACGCGGAUUUUAUAUUUUUAUAUAAAUAAAAACACAAAAAUCAAUAGAUAAUUAUGGCGGCAAUUGCUGCAGCAAAAGUACAAGAAGUACGUGAAAUAACACGUAUUGAGAGAAUUGGUACUCAUUCUCAUAUACGUGGUUUAGGUUUAGAUGACACUGUUCAACCUCGUCAUGUAUCUCAAGGUAUGGUUGGUCAGCUAAAAGCUCGUAGAGCCUUGGGUAUUUUACUGGAAAUGAUUAAAAUUGGAAAAAUAGCUGGACGUGGUGUUUUGUUGGCUGGACCACCAGGUACUGGUAAAACAGCAAUUGCCAUGGGUUUAGCACAAACACUUGGACAAGAUACACCAUUCACAUCAAUGGCUGCAUCAGAAAUAUUUUCAUUGGAAAUGAGCAAAACUGAGUCAUUAACACAAGCACUUAGAAAAUCAAUUGGUGUACGUAUCAAAGAAGAGACUGAAAUAAUUGAAGGUGAAGUUGUUGAAAUACAAGUUGAUAGACCAGCAACUGGUAGUGGUGUUAAAGUUGGUAAAUUAACAUUAAAAACAACUGAAAUGGAAACAAUAUAUGAUCUUGGUAAUAAAAUGAUUGACAGUUUAAUCAAGGAAAAAGUACAAGCUGGUGAUGUCAUAACAAUUGACAAAGCAACUGGUAAAAUUAAUCGUCUUGGACGUUCAUUUACACGUGCACGUGAUUAUGAUGCAACUGGAUCACAAACGAGAUUUGUACAGUGUCCAGAGGGUGAAUUACAAAAAAGAAAAGAAGUUGUUCAUACAGUGUCAUUGCAUGAAAUUGAUGUUAUCAAUAGUCGUACACAUGGUUUUUUGGCAUUAUUUUCUGGUGACACCGGUGAAAUUAAGCCAGAAGUACGUGAACAAAUUAAUGGCAAAGUUGCUGAAUGGAGAGAAGAAGGAAAAGCCGAAAUAAUACCAGGUGUAUUGUUCAUUGAUGAGGUACACAUGUUGGACAUUGAUUGUUUUUCAUAUUUAAAUUGUGCAUUGGAAAAUGAAAUGGCACCAAUUGUCAUAAUGGCAUCAAACAGACGUGACACACAAGUACGUGGAACAACAUACAAAAGUCCACAUGGUAUACCAUUUGAUUUUCUUGAUAGAAUGAUCAUUGUUCAUACAAGUCAAUACUCAGAUAAAGAUUUAAAAGAAAUCCUGAAAAUAAGAUGUGAAGAGGAAGACUGUGAAAUGUCAGAUGAUGCAUUGAUUGUUUUGACGAGAAUUGCACGUGAAACAUCAUUGAGAUAUGCUAUUCAACUUAUUACUCUGUCAUCAUUGGUAUGUCGUAAAAGAAAAGGUACCGAGGUCAGUGUUCCUGAUGUUCGUAAAGUAUAUGAUCGUUUUUUGGAUGAAAAAAGAUCAACACAAUUUUUAGAUGAAUAUCAAGAUUCUUUCAUGUUUAAUCAACCUGCUGCUGCUGUUGCUGCUACUGAGCAAGAAAUGGAAUGCUCAUAAAUUUUAUCAACAAAAAAAAAAAU
This is a messenger RNA of Aphidius gifuensis, 1533 nucleotides long. RefSeq names its product ruvB-like 2. Lineage: Eukaryota; Metazoa; Arthropoda; Insecta; Hymenoptera; Braconidae. Bases 104 to 1510 code for a protein of 468 amino acids. Gene Ontology annotation, molecular function: DNA helicase activity; ATP hydrolysis activity; ATP binding. Gene Ontology annotation, biological process: box C/D snoRNP assembly; regulation of transcription by RNA polymerase II; chromatin remodeling. Gene Ontology annotation, cellular component: Ino80 complex; R2TP complex; Swr1 complex. The transcript is spliced from 3 exons. The record is from RefSeq and is a predicted model, not a curated record.